AGUAUAUUAUAAAUUUUAACAAUGUCACUACGAGUGUUUCUUAUUUUGUUUUUAACGUUCUCUAAUGUUUUCAGUGCGAAAAUUUUGUGUGUUUUCUUCGUUCCCUCAAUAAGUCAUCAAAUGAUAUUCCAACCGAUUUGGAAGGAACUCUCUUUAAGGGGUCACAAGGUCACCGUUAUAACGCCGAAUACUCUUAACGAUCCAACGUUGACAAAUCUCACGGAAAUCGAUACUUCCACUACUUAUAAUUAUUUAAAAAAUAUUUCUUUACAUAAAUCGAUAUCUAAAGAUAAUUACCUAUUUUCUAAACUAUUAUUUAUGUUAAAUUUCGGUAUAAUUACUUUCGAAACAAUUUUGAGGUUAGAACCAGUACGUAAAUUAAUAAAUGACGACAAAAUCGAAUUUGAUUUGGUUAUUUUACAAAAUAUGAAUCAUUAUAGCGUAGCGCUUGGAUUUGUUGGAAAAUACAAAUGCAUUUCAAUAGGUAUAUCAUCGAUGGAAGUAUAUCUUCAUACCCACGACGCUUUCGGUAACCCCACCCAUCCUAUUACGUCACCGGAUAUGAUGCUAAACAUCCAUAGUGACGUAACUUUUAUAGAUAAAGUGAAUAGUUUGUUAUACAAUAUUUGGUACAGGGUUUUUUAUUAUUGGUACGUUCUUCCUGUGUCUGAUGAAAUAGCGAGAAAACAUUUCGGUAAUUUACCGUAUUUAGGUGACGUGGAAAAAAAUUUUAGUCUACUAAUGGUGAACGUAAAUCCUUUAAUACAUUCUAUACGGCCUAACGUACCUAAUAUAAUCGAGAUCAAUAUGAUGCAUAUAAAAAAGAAGAAACCCCUACCGCAGGAUAUUAAAGAAUUUAUGGAUAAUUCUACGAGGGGUGUCAUAUAUUUCAGUUUAGGAUCGAAUGUGAAAAGUGCUAGUUUAUCUACCGAGGUAAAAAAAGAAAUUAUAAGUUGUUUUAGAGAAUUACCUUAUGAGGUAUUAUGGAAAUACGAAGAAGAAGAUUUGUUAGAUAUACCGGGGAACGUUAUUAUUAGAAAAUGGUUUCCGCAACAAGAUAUUUUAGGUCAUCGAAAUGUGAGGUUAUUUAUAACUCAAGGUGGUUUGCAAUCGAUAGAAGAAGCCAUUUUUAACGAGGUACCUUUGAUAGGUAUACCUUUCAUAUUAGAUCAAUAUAAUAAUAUCGAUAAAAUCGAAAAAAUUGGAAUGGGGUUGAGAAUCGAUUAUGAGAAUAUCGUAAAGGAUGAUUUUAAGGCGGCCAUAAUCGAAGUAGCCGAACACGAUAAAUACAGAAUAGCGGUGCGUGAAGGAAAAUCGAUUAUAAUCGACCAACCAAUGGUAGGCGUGGAAAAAGCGAUUUGGUGGAUAGAAUACGUGCUGCGCCAUAAGGGGGCGAGGCAUCUACGAAGUGCUGCGGCCGGUAUGUCUUUUUUCGAAUAUUUCAUGAUGGACGUCAUCAUAUUUUUAUUAGGAAUUGUUUUUUUCAGUUUAUAUGUUGUGAAUAAAUUAAUAUGUUCGUUGAAAAAAAAUUGUAGACGUUUUUUUAAAAUAAAAGAGCAAUGAAAUUGUCGAUUUUGUGAUUAAAA
Messenger RNA from Diorhabda carinulata, 1586 nucleotides. Its product is annotated as UDP-glucosyltransferase 2-like. Bases 22 to 1563 code for a protein of 513 amino acids. The record is from RefSeq and is a predicted model, not a curated record. The transcript has 5 exons. Lineage: Eukaryota; Metazoa; Arthropoda; Insecta; Coleoptera; Chrysomelidae. Gene Ontology annotation, molecular function: UDP-glycosyltransferase activity.